Patiria miniata (bat star) is the source of this 1503-nucleotide messenger RNA. RefSeq lists its product as uncharacterized. The transcript has 7 exons. NCBI's taxonomy places the organism in Eukaryota, Metazoa, Echinodermata, Asteroidea, Valvatida, Asterinidae. The record is from RefSeq and is a predicted model, not a curated record. Gene Ontology annotation, cellular component: membrane. The coding region runs from base 219 to 1391 and encodes 390 amino acids.
GUUUAAGUGUGCAGAAAGAACAGGUCCAAUGUCGGUACAAAAUUGAGCAAAAGGCCUAUAGACCGACCACAGUGACUGCGUAAUAACAAUCUGAAACCAUUCAGGUAUUUUUCGGUACAAAGUGUGCGUUGCGCAGUGUUCAAUUUCGUUCUGUGCUAAUCAGACAAGCCCGAAUUUCGUCUCUAUUCUUGAUUAGGAAACGAUACUCAACGUGCAGGAUGAAUGCGUCUGUUGUUUUCCUUUUCCUCGUGGUAGCUGGAGGGGCGACACUGACAUUGUCAACAACAACGACUGGCCCCACGACCCAACGUUCCACUACCACAGCACAAAAGACGACCCAUAGUCUUCCCACCACCGCACCGAAGACGACCCAUAGUCAGCCCACCACCGCACCGAAGACGACCCAUAGUCAGCCCACCACCGCACCGAAGACGACCCAUACUCAGCCCACCACCUCACCAAAGACGACCGCUAGACACACGUCCGAAAAACCAACCGAAACCCCGGCCGAUACCACCGCUGCGGAUGCUAAUACGACAUCCAAUGCAACCGGUUCAACUGUUGGUGCCACUACACCGGCAAGCACUACCCGACCUGGACCAGAAAAGGUUAUACCAAGCUACCAGUUUGAGAAUGGCAGCGAGGUUAUGAUGUUGUUCGUCCUGAACGCAACGCUGAAAGUUAGAUACAACACCACAAACAAUGAGACUGGCGAGGUCACUAUUCCCUUUGGCGGGAAAAUCAACGCAACGGGAGUCGAGUGGACUACAAAUGGAUCGGGUUGGUCCCCCAAUGAUGUUCUCAGGGAUUUUAGAAUCGUGACAUAUUUUGAUGUGCCGGAUUCCAAUUCAACCCGUGGUUUCUUGGGGUUGUGGCUCGAUUUCCAGAGGAGCUUUCCGGGGCCAAACGUCCCAAAGUAUCCCCUUUACAACCUUAGUGUAACCGCCCUCUGGGGUUAUUACGAACCGAUCUUCCCGGGAGAUGUAGUGGACUACGGGAAAGAUGGAUCCGCAGGGGUGCAGAAUUUGUACACGGGUACAAUAGGAAAGGCGUACAGGUGCGCAAACUGGACGAUCACGAAAGGACCGGCAACUAUCAUUAUGGAUCACGUGAUGUUACAGCCUUUUGCGGACUAUGCAAAUGGAACUUUCGGCGAUGAAGUGGAAGACUGUAUGGAAAGCCCGACGACUAUGACAACGCCUCAUCCCCCCACCAAGCCCAGCCCCAACAACGCGGGCAUGAUCGCCGGCAUAGUCAUCGGUGUGUUGGCCUUUGUCGUCCUCAUCUUAGGGAUCGCCGUGUACGUGGUCAGGAAGCGGAGGGUGAAGGAGGUGUCUUACGGUAGCUUGGAAAGUGAAACGGCACGAUUUUCACCAGAUCAGCAUCAGUAGAGUGAGGACAUCUACGGCCUUGGACAUUUUGAUAAAACGGUGUCAUAUGAAAAUCGGACUCUUUUUCCCAUUUAUUGGUUAAACCCUCUCACGUGACCGGUCCCUCUCCUAA